ACGCACACCGCCGACGUCUGUCAGUCUGGCACCACGGCGCCCCGCGUGCAUGAUCUCUUGACGCAGGUACAGCUCCGCACCGGUCUCGCGCUCGUCUAGUCGCCCGUUCUCACGUUCAGUCGUCGGCCGGCGUUCCGUUCGCGCGCUCACUCGUGUCCCGUCCACGCGAAUAUCGUUCACCGCCAAUCGUGUGUCGUUUGCCGUUUUCAUUUAAUUAUAUUUUCUUUACAUUUUUUUUUUUUUUAUAUAAUAUAUAAUUUGAUUUCUCAGACCGUGUCCGAAAAGAACGAUAUUUUCACCUAGUCGGAAGACACGCACGAGAGUAUUAUACUCGGUCGACCGCCGCUGUUGCAGAAACGACCAGACAUCCACAAUAUAAAAAAAAACUCAAAAAGCAAUUCUCUGCCGUUGUAGAUGGACACCUACUGCUGCAGCAAUGGACGCCCGGGAUGGAUGUCCGUAGGAGAAACGCCGUUGUAAACUGUCCGACUGGUGCGACGAUGUUGAACAUUGUAGAAAACGAACAUCAACAAACAAACGGCGGCGUGGUGACCAACGGCGGUACAGUGACCGCGACCACGUUAACUGGUCUGAACGGCAGCACGGCGAUGAUAGCCAGGGAGUGCGCCAACUGCGGCAAACGCAUAACCGAACGGUUCCUGCUCAAGGCUUUGGACCUGUUCUGGCACGAGGACUGUCUCAAAUGCGGCUGCUGCGACUGUCGGCUGGGUGAAGUCGGAUCCACGUUGUACACCAAAGCCAACCUGAUACUCUGCAAAAGGGACUACCUCAGGUUAUUCGGAGCGACCGGCAAUUGCGCGGCGUGCAACAAGGUAAUACCGGCGUUCGAGAUGGUGAUGAGGGCCAAAAACAACGUCUACCACUUAGAGUGUUUCGCGUGUCAACAGUGUAAUCAUAGGUUUUGCGUGGGCGAUCGUUUCUACCUGUGCGAGAACAAGAUCCUGUGCGAAUACGACUACGAGGAACGGCUGGUGUUCGCCAACAUGGCCACGUACAACUCGUCCAGUCUGGCGCACAUAAGAAGGCAAGUCAGUAGAUUACAGCAGCCAGCGGCAAACGAACACGCCCACGCAGCAGCAGCAACAGCAGGAGACGUUGUAGGAUCGACCGACGAGGUGGACCGGUGCAGAGCCACCUCGGUCGAGCAACAGCAACAGCAGCAGCAACGGCGACCACUACCACCGUACGACACCGCCGCCAUCGGUUACAGCGGCGCAACAGCAUCACCAGCAUCGGGUCAGCAGCAACAACAUCUACAACAACAACAACAACAACAACAACAACAACAGCAGCAGCAGCAGCAGCAGCAUCAACAACAUCAUGUGCAGCAACACCAACACAUGCAACAGCACCACCAGUUCCUGUCCACAGCAGCCGGUGCUACGGUGCUCUCUGCACAUCAAUCGACGGUCGUCGUGGGAGGUGGUGGAGGAGGCGGAGGAGGCGGAGGCGGAGGUGGAGGUGGACGAGUCGACGACGGGUCGAGCGGCUACGGCAGUCCGGACUCCGAGACCGGCAUCGAACCGUCCACGGCCGCAGCCGCCGCCGCCGCAGCCGCCGCUAACAUCGGUGGUGCGAUCAUCGCGUCUUCGGCCACCGCGGCACCGCCGGUACAAUAAUGCCACCGUUGUGCCACCGAUUCCGACUGCGGUGUACACCUACGGACCUCGGUAACCGCGGUGCUGCUCCCUCCCCACCACCACCACCGUUGAAAGCGUAAUUUUUGUUCCGACAACAUGUACACGACGUCUCGUGUUGCGCCAAACGCUUGCAGAGACACAGACAUGCGUCAUGCGCGAAAAAAUAGUCCGUCUGCCAUUUAUCGUGUGUCACUCCGUCUUUUCGCGCCCGACGACGACCGAAUUCUGUUGCAAACGUUUUGUCGUCAUCGCGUUACGCCCCCCGCUACGAUGAUAACAUUGAAAUAACUAUAAUUGUUGGUACCUAAUAUUUUAUACCCACUACAUGUAAUAUUACAUGAUCAUGAUUGUCGAUGAUUCGUACGCCGUAUCGUUCUAGUCUUAAACGAUGCCAAAUUUACCCACACACACACACACACAUAUAUAUGUAUAUAUGUGUGUAUAUACUAUACACCUAUUGAGUAUAUUAUAUUAUUAUGGAUGUUGAUUUUUUUUUUUUUUGUCAUUUAAUUUUGUUUAUUUGUUUUGUUAUUAUUAUUAUUAUUAUUAUUAUUAUUAAUUAUAUUAUAUAGGUAUACUUAAUGAGAAAAAAAACAAUUGAUGUAGUUACAAAGAAUCUGCUGCACACGUGAAAACAAUAGGAGUUUGGUACGAAAAUAUAUUAUAAAAGUUCGAUGUCACCAUAACAAUAUAAUAAUAAUAAUAUAAUUAUUUUAUAUUAGACACAUCGCGGGCACAACGCGUCCGACUGGCAUAAUAUACAACGCCGUUAAUUUCCGUGUGUAAUCCGUUAAAUCCUGUAAAAACUUUUUGAAAACAAAUUCGAGUCGUUCUAGAAUAACCUCGUCGUGGUUGAUUUUUCCAACUAAAAUAUCGUUCACGCUUUUUCGGUUGCCCAUAUUAUAUUAUAUAUGUACACCUACCUACGAAUACUUUCCCUCGAAUACAUAAUAUUUAACAAAUCACGCGUUUCGUACCCAACACGAUGGGUACAUUCGAUUAUUUAGGUCUUAUGGUAUUGACCGUCAUUAAACGUUCAGUAUUAUAAUAUCUUAAAAAUACGAAACAAAAUAAUAACCGUGUACAUUUUCAAAUGCUCAAAUUUUAACAAUACGCUCACGGGCAGAGACGUUUUUAUUAUUUUACAUUGUUAUCAAAUGUUUUAUUCAUAAUACGCAUAAUACGAGUAUUCGAGCUGUGUUUGAGGGAUUAUUGUUAAUGUAAAUUAUUAUUACUUAUUUAUUAUAAACGGAUAAAUAUCGUGACCCGUUAAUAUAUAUAUAUAUAUAUUUUUUUUUUUUUUGAAAUAAUUAAAUAAGCGUUUAUACCAUUUCCUAUUGGGAUCUCCCCUAUCCCUGCCCUCUACGAAUCGUGUACAGUACCGACCUAGGUAGUAUAUAUAUAUUAUAUUAAUAAUUAUGAUUACUAUUUUGUGUAUAAACGUUUUAUCGGACUAGUAUGUUUUAGUUGUUUUUUUUUUUUUUUUUUAAUUUUUGAUGUAUUAAGUUAUUACACCUAAUUUUUAAUUGGUACUUGUUGUUUAGUAUACAAAACAUUACGGUUUCCUGACGAGAAAAAAAUUAAAUUUCACUACUAAAAAGCGUCCGUUUACUAAAUACUGUAAAGAACAAAAGAUACAAUGAGAUGAUGAUAUCGUUAUACUCAAUCGAUUAUCUUUUGCUGCAGUCUACAGCUUUUCAAUAUUUUAAAUGUAACAUAUCCGUUCAGAUGUUGUAUACGAUUGUUGGGAUAAAAUAAAAUCUGAUCUCAGAAA
Metopolophium dirhodum (rose-grain aphid) is the source of this 3435-nucleotide messenger RNA. RefSeq names its product LIM/homeobox protein Lhx2-like. Lineage: Eukaryota; Metazoa; Arthropoda; Insecta; Hemiptera; Aphididae. Gene Ontology annotation, cellular component: nucleus. The transcript has 7 exons. Gene Ontology annotation, biological process: positive regulation of transcription by RNA polymerase II. Bases 450 to 1640 code for a protein of 396 amino acids. Gene Ontology annotation, molecular function: transcription coactivator activity; DNA-binding transcription factor binding. The record is from RefSeq and is a predicted model, not a curated record.